GACACCCAAACGCGCCCCUCCGUAUUGCAAUUUAAAAUGGCAUCGGUUGAAACCUAUUCCAUGUCAGCACUCAUUCAAAAAUGCACCUCUACGAAUUCCCUGAGAAAAGCCCGCCAACUCCACGCACUCAUCCUAACCGCCACAACGGUCAUCAGCCCACCACCCUUCCUCAACAACAACCUACUCUCCAUGUAUGCCAAAUCCAACUCCAUCGAAGACGCUCGCCGUGUUUUCGACAAAAUGCCUAGUAGAAAUCCAGUCUCCUACAAUGCCCUCAUUGCAGCCUACUCACGAAUACCUGGCCAAGCCGUUUCCGCCCUCAGGUUAUUUCAGCUAAUGGCGAUGGAAGGCCUCAGUCCCAGUAGCUCCACCUUCACAAGCCUUCUCCAAGCAUCGUCUUCGAUUGAAGACCACUCGUAUGGCUGUGGGGUCCACACCCAAGUCAUCAAAUUGGGAUUCUUUAAUGAUCUCCCUGUCCAGACGUCUCUACUCGGGAUGUACUCCAAUUGCGGGGACUCCGCAUCUGCGGACAUGGUUUUCAGUAUGAUGAUCGAAAGAGAUGCCGUUGCUUGGAAUUCUAUGAUUUUCGGUAACGUGAGGAAUGGUUGGAUCGAACGAGGCCUGCAGCUGUUCUGCAGCAUGGUGCGGGCUGGGUCGGUCCCAACCCACUUCACCUUUUCGAUUGCUUUGAAUGCUUGUAGCCGACUCGGAGAUCAGAUUAGCGGGAGAAUAAUACACUCCCGUAUCAUCAAAUCUGAGUAUCCGGCCGAUACCCCACUGCAGAAUGCCCUGAUUGACAUGUAUUCCAGCUGUGGGGACUCGGAAACCGCUUUCUCUGUUUUUAGAAUGAUCGAGACACCAGACUUGGUUUCAUGGAAUUCGAUGAUAGCUGGGUACUCGGAGAAUGGAGAUGGAGAGAAGGCAAUGGAACUGUUUGUCCGAUCACGGCAUUCAUCUUUAGAAAAUCCUGAUGAAUACACUUUUGCAGCUAUUGUUUCUGCAACCGGAGCUUUAGCUGCUCUGAAUUAUGGGAAACCGCUUCAUGCCCAUAUCAAGAAAGCGGGAUUUGAGCAUAGUGUUUUUGUCGUGAGUACUCUAAUCAACAUGUAUUUCAAGAUUGGUGAAACAGGAUCUGCUAGGAAGCUUUUCAAUUCGAUGUUGGAGAGAGAUGCUAUACUCUGGACUGAAAUGAUUUCCGGCCACUCGAGAUUGGGUGAGGGUGAAAUUGCAGUUGAGCACUUCUGCGGCAUGCUAGAGGAAGGCCAUAAGGUUGAUAGCUUUUCUCUUAGCAGUGUCUUGAGCUCAGCUGCUGAUCUCGCAGCUCUAACACAAGGGGAAAUGAUCCAUUCUCUUGUGGUAAAAACAGGACAUGAGGCAGAUAUGUGUGUCUGCGGGAGCCUGGUCGAUAUGUACGCCAAAAAUGGCUACCUCAAAGCCGCUCAUUUGGGAUUUUCUAGAGUCACAAAACCUGAUUUAAAAUGCUGGAAUUCGAUGCUCGGAGGAUAUGGUCACCAUGGAAAUGCUGAGCAGGCAUUCGAGCUCUUUGAUGAGAUGGAGAAACAAGGUCUGAGACCCGAUCGGGUUACCUUCAUCUCGCUGCUAUCUGCUUGCAGCCAUUGUGGCCUGGUUGAGAAAGGAACAUUCUACUGGAAUUACAUGAAGGAAAACAACAUAGCACCAGGCCUAAAACACUACUCUUGCAUGGUGAGCCUCUUGAGUCGAGCCGGAUUAUUGCGGGUUGCAGAGGAUUUGAUCAAGGAGUCGCCUUUUCACGAUGAUUUUCCAGAACUAUGGAGAAUCUUGCUUAGCUCAUGCAUCAUUAACAAGGAGUUGGAGAUGGGCGUGCAUGCUGCAGAGCGAGUUUUAAGAUACGAGCCAGAAGAUACUGCAACCCAUAUACUGCUUUUGAAUCUUUACGCGGCCGCAGGGAGAUGGGACGCAGUGGCUGAAAUGAGAAGAAAAGUAAGAGGAUUGGCAACAGAAAAGGAUCCUGGGCUUAGCUGGAUUGAGGUCCGGAAUGAGAUUCAUGUUUUCUCUGCCGGUGAUGAAUCCCACCCACAAGUUGGCGAUGCCCGUGCUGAAAUACAGCAACUGCAAGAAAAUAUCAGAGGAUGGGAGAUAUCUAACAUGAUAUGAACAGUGAGAGGACUCAAGCCCAGCCAUUAUUUUCUGCUAAAACCUCCUUCGAAGGGGUUCAUGCAUCCAUUCCUUCUCAGAUUUCUGAUAUUCACCCUCCCCUUUGCAUCAUAGAAUGGGUAAGAUCUCUGUCGAUCACUUAUGACCUGAGACACGGUGGUCUAGACCAAAUUGUGAACAGAAUACUGGUAAAGUAGUGACAGAAUGCAAUAUUCCUUUAAUCCAUGGCAACACAGCUUUCAGCUAAUUUAUAUAUUGUCCGAUCAUGCUACAACCGAUCAGGCUAAGACAUCAUGAAAAUAAUAAGAUCUUACAGCGGCACUACCACCAAAGCCAUUUUGAUUUCACUACUGGGGAAACAGCAGAACUCCCUUUCAUCUGGUUGCACUGAUGGUCCAUCCCACCUCAAGUUAUGCACAGGGACAAAAAAAUAGGAUUAUCAGCCUGUCUAGCUAUGAUGAGCGUGGCCCAUGGUUCAAUGACUCAGACCAUUGAUCAGCUGCACUGUGGAUGUAUUAUGCAUUGGGAUCUCCUGAAUAUGACAAUCUCUAACCUUGUGGUCGGCAAAUAAAAGACUGACAGUGAUAGGACACAAGCUGGAAGUUGUUCUUCAGCUUAGUGAUAGGACACAAACCGGAAGUUGUUCUUCAGUUGACAGUAUUUAGGAAAGAAUCAGAUACCAAAAUUAGAGCAAUUAUGGAGAAGGUGAAUCGAGAGAACAGUCUGUCCCAGCAUGUUCAGAAAUAGUGAAAUUUGGAAACUCAGGGUGGAUCAGCUUCAGAAGGUUUUAAUUCUGGAAAGAGGAGGAAACAGUAUUUUAACUCAAAGAGGUACUCUGGAAGAAUUUGGUGACAAUGAAGGCACUAUUGCAGAACCAGGCAUAGAAGAUUUUCAAACUUUAACAGUGUGUUUGGUUGCACCAAAUAUCACGAAAUUUCGUGAUAUUUGAUGCAACCAAAUGCAACCUUAAAGAACAAUUUGCAGACUCGGAAUGCUUGGAAAGAAAUCAAGGUUGAAGAAAAAGUCGAUGAUAGCCAAGUUACUAGAUCCAAAGAACGUUUACAAUGAAUGGUCUUUUGUGGAAUAUGAGAGUCAGAAAUGCUCCUUCUGUUAGAAGAUUGAAAGAACUAGUUAUGGGGAAUAAAAGAAAUCAUUUGUAGCUUUGAUGGAGCCCAAAUUUUUAUUUUUUUUUAAAAAAAAAAAGGGCUCAAAUCAUUCAUGAGAUUCAUUUGGGAUGAGGUUUAGGGAAUGUUGAUGAAUAUGCAAAAAUCUGGUUGUUUUGGUCAGAUUCAAUUUGGCUUUAGAAGAUUGAUGGUUCUGAUCAGCAUGUGACUGUUGAACUGAAGGGAUUCUUGGAUGGGAUCUAUCAUUCUAACAUUGGUUUAUGCAUAAGUGUAUUGUUGCUGAAAUGAAAUACCUUUGUGGUAUUUUAAGUGAUUUUUCUGCUAACAUAUAGAAGCCUUGGCUAGUGCAUGGGGAUUUUAAUACUAUGAUGGACGGAAUCAAAAAAUUGGGAGGUUGGGGUCCGGAUCUAGUGUCUAUAUCAGAUCUUCGGGAAGCAAUCAGAACUAGCGACCUUAUCGAUGUAGGGUAUGUGGGUGGCUGUUUUACUAGGUCCAACAACCAAUCAGGUAACAAUUGCAUAUGCACAAGAUUAGGCAGCGUUUUAUUGAGUUUGUUGGGUUACAGGCAGAUAACAAGAUAUCAAGGUGGAACAUCUGACCAUUCCCCGUUGCUUGUCCUAAGCGGUUUUGGUUUCUAGAAAUGUGCACAUUACACUGAUUUUCUAAAGUUGUGGAGGAAUGUUGGUGUCAGCCAGUUUAUGGGUGUGUUGUUAGUGUUAAGCUUAAGAGAAUGAAAGAUCGCCUUAAAUAGUAGACCAAAGAAAGCUUUGGAGGUGCUCUUCUGAACAUGAAACAGGCAAAGAAUCAGGAACUGGAGGCAAAAUUGAAGCAUGAAUCAAAAAUUCAGAUGAAAAUGCAGCAGUGUGGUUGGCUGAGAGAAGGGAAUUGAAUAAAUGUUUGUUUCAGAGGAGAUUUUUUGGCGAAAAAAAUCAAAAACGAAAUGUUUGCAGAAUGGUGAUGGGGAGUGGUUCAAAGAUAGAGAUGUUUAAACAGCAAGGUGUUUCCUUCUUUCAAAAUUCGUCUUUUUUUUAAUGUAAUGGAAUCCAUUGAUGAGUUGUUUGAUGUUAAUUCUGCUUUAGUACCAAUGGAAGGCAAUUAAGCUUUA
Messenger RNA from Magnolia sinica, 4365 nucleotides. Its product is annotated as pentatricopeptide repeat-containing protein At3g50420. The transcript has a single exon. The coding region runs from base 37 to 2136 and encodes 699 amino acids. Gene Ontology annotation, molecular function: RNA binding; protein binding. Gene Ontology annotation, biological process: RNA modification. The record is from RefSeq and is a predicted model, not a curated record. Lineage: Eukaryota; Viridiplantae; Streptophyta; Magnoliopsida; Magnoliales; Magnoliaceae.